CCUUUCGCUUCUCCUAAACCCAACCAUUCCCGAUUCACACCAGAGAGAGAAGCUGACAAGGGAAGGAAGGAGAGAGGUCCAGCGAGCUCACCGCUCCGGCCUCCGGCAGACUAGCAGUAAUCGCUAGUGACAAGUUCGUUGUUGGCGGAGCUAGCCAUGGCGUCGGAGGUGUCGUCGGAGAUCAACCAGAACCAGGGCGGCGAGGAGGAGACGCGGCUGGACCUCCCGCCGGGCUUCCGUUUCCACCCCACCGACGAGGAGGUAGUGUCGCACUACCUCACCCACAAGGCGCUCAACAGCAGCUUCUCCUGCCUCGUCAUCGCCGACGUCGACCUCAACAAGAUCGAGCCGUGGGAUCUACCGAGCAAGGCGAAGAUGGGCGAGAAGGAGUGGUACUUCUUCUGCCACAAGGACCGCAAGUACCCGACGGGGAUGCGUACCAACCGCGCCACCGCCAGCGGGUACUGGAAGGCGACGGGCAAGGACAAGGAGAUCUUCCGCGGCCACCGCGUGCUCGUCGGCAUGAAGAAGACGCUCGUCUUCUACACGGGCCGCGCGCCGCACGGCGGCAAGACGCCAUGGGUGAUGCAUGAGUACCGCCUCGAGGGAAGCCUGCCGUCCAACCUCCGCCGCGGUGCCAAGGACGAAUGGGCUGUCUGCAAGGUGUUCAACAAAGACUUGGCGGCCAAGGCUGGGCAAAUGGCACCGGCGCACGCCGUCGGGGGUGGCAUGGUGCGCAGCGACUCGCUGGCCUUCCUCGACGACCUGGUGUUCGACAACGCCGACCUGCCCCCGCUCAUCGACUCGCCGUACGCCGAGGGCGGCCUCAUCGACUUCAACAAGAUCGCCGGCGGUGGGGCUUCCAGCUCCUCGAUCGCCGCGGCGGGCACCAACGACAGCGCCGGGUACCAAGUCAUCAAGGCGGAGGCGCAGCUGCCGGCGGCGGCCAACAACUCCGCAGGCGGCGGGUCGUACUCGUACGAGUACCAGCAGCAGGCCAUACGGAGGCUCUGCAAGGCGGAGGCGGAGGCGCCGGCGACGCUGCUGCUGAGCCCGUCGCGCGGCGGCGGCGAGUCGAGCACAGACAUGUUCCAUGUGGACGACCUCCUCCAGCUGGACGGCUUCAUGGACGACUACUCCAACAUGUGGAAGUUCUAGUUCUAGUUAGGCUCCGAUCCGGCGGCUGCCCGGCCGGAGUAGUACUAGUACUAGUUUGAUUUAUUUGGUUCGAUCGGUUGACGCCGCGUUGGCUGCCGGAUCGAUUAGUUGGUUGAUUUUAUUAACUUACUACAGCUGUUGAGAGGUUUGAUUCGAGUGCAUCAUCAGCCGGCCUGCGAGAUGCAUGGAUGCAGCAUGGUCGUCAUCGUGGUGUAGAGGAAUUGGAAUGAAGUCCGGCCGGCCGCGCUGAUUGGCAUGGACGAGGUCUGAUCGAUCAAGAUGUCUCCAGACCUCGCCGGCGCGGUGGUCUCUCGUAGCUCCAGGUUGGUGGUGAUUGGUUGGCUAAUCUUCAUUAGCUAGCUAGCUAUAGAUAUACAUAUGUAGAGCCUAUAGCUACUGAUUAGGCGCUAGAACAGCAGCAGUGUGUGUUCGUAACCGCGUCUAGUGUUGGUCGAUCGAUCGGUAGAAUCAUGUGUGUACAUAUAUAGUCACCAUCUGUCAGCUGAUUAGCUAGUAGUAUAGGAGUCGUAGUUGAGUGAUGAGAAUGAAAUGAAGCAUGUUGUUGAUUGAUUGAUUGAUUAUUACUGUCUGAUGGUUGUGUGCUGAGGUGGCUCGAUCGCAUCGCAUCGACGACGGAGUGAUCGAGCUGCUUAACUCUGUAAAUUACUGUACUCCUCCUUGCAUCAAUCUAAUGAAUUGAUCAGUUCCCCUUCUUU
Sorghum bicolor (sorghum) is the source of this 1874-nucleotide messenger RNA. Its product is annotated as NAC domain-containing protein 79. The coding region runs from base 157 to 1158 and encodes 333 amino acids. Lineage: Eukaryota; Viridiplantae; Streptophyta; Magnoliopsida; Poales; Poaceae. The record is from RefSeq and is a predicted model, not a curated record. Gene Ontology annotation, biological process: regulation of DNA-templated transcription. Gene Ontology annotation, molecular function: DNA binding. The transcript has 3 exons.